Messenger RNA from Oncorhynchus keta (chum salmon), 6107 nucleotides. RefSeq names its product raftlin. The transcript is spliced from 11 exons. The record is from RefSeq and is a predicted model, not a curated record. NCBI's taxonomy places the organism in Eukaryota, Metazoa, Chordata, Actinopteri, Salmoniformes, Salmonidae. Bases 644 to 2797 code for a protein of 717 amino acids.
CUGGAACUGGUGCGGCUCCCGGAGAAGCCUUGAGUGAGUGAAAGAGAGCGAGAGGGAAAGAUAGAGGGGCGGAGGGGCUGCGCCGAACAGAGGUUGGGUCAGAGCGCUCCGUCGCUUCAGACAAUCACAAGAGAGAGAGAGGGAGGUUGAUAUGUGACAGGAUGUGGUUUCCCUGAGCUUGCAGAACAUAGCCGAGGCAUACUUUGAGCAUGACUUAAACGCACGCGCUCAAAGUGUUUGCUGCGCACGGUUAGCUAGUGAGCCUCUAGCGGGGAUAGAACAAGCUGGCGGAGCUACUGAUCCCAUCCAGAUUUGAGUCUUCUCGCUGUCUUUUUCCCCCUCAUUUGACCGAAAGCCUCAGUUCGAGCUGUAUCGGCAGGACCUGAGUGAAGAAUCGCAGAGGGUCUGAGCGUGGACUGUUGCGCGGUGCUGUUCUGCUGUCAUUAGAAUGUGUGUGAUUGUUGGAGGAGCCGUUCCAGUGGCUUUCUCUUGAUCUCAACAGUGAACUUUCCAAAUCCUGUAGUCAACAGCUUCUGAUCAGCAUGUACAGUGCAUACAUUCACAGAGGGAAAAGGAAAACAUUGACCACUCGUCUACAAGUUUCCUGCAUUUUACAGUAAAGGUCCACACACACUCUGGGGAGAUGGGCUGUGGACUGAGGAAGCUGAAGCCAUCAGAGGAGAGCAGUCCAGGGAAGAUCUACUCCACCCUGAAGAGACCACAGGUGGAGACCAAGGUGGGCGUGGCCUACACAUACCAAUACGUCGACUUCCUCGUAGGGAAUUACGAUGGCUCAUCUACACUGUGUCUUUCAUCUGUGCGGGAGCUCCCAGCCCAGCUCCAGGACCUGUACCAGCAGGGCUUCUCCCUGGUUGCUGUUCACCCCUUCAUUCAUCCCUGUGGUUCCGACGCAGUCAGCCCCCAGCACCAGCUCUACAGGGCCGUGCUGAUCCGACUCGAUGAUGGGUUGGAGAAGAGCCAGUCGAGCUGUGCUCCCUACCGUCUGCAGCUGGAGCAGUGUCUGUCUACCGACCAGGUGCCCACCCCUGAGCUCAUCCAGGGCUAUGUCAAGAAGCAGAUCCAGGAGGCUGCAGACCAGGGGGUCAUGUUUGUGGGCUUCAUCCAGGAGCCGUGUGGGGUACGAGGUACCCAGACCAGAGAACCAGAGACGCCCUCCCUCUCCCUCCACUCCAGCCCCAGUUCCGUGCUAGGCUCCCUGAGCAGCCGGAGCCCCACUAGCCCCCGGACCAAUGGAGAACCAGGAGCCCAGGAGCAGGCGAUGGACACUGGGGGCGGUGAGGACCAAGGCUCCUUAUGUAAGGGUGGGGAGGACCAGACUAGGGACACGGGGGGGAGUGAGACUGCUGUCGGGGAAAGCAACCAUGAUGGAAGAUCCUCUCUUCCCAUAACACCAUCCACAGAGAGCGAGCAAGAUCAUGAUCAUGAUGUUAUAGUGGAAGACACACUGACACACAACAAUAACAAGACAAACUUUGUGGAACUGAAGGAGAAACCAAGCUGUCACACUCAGAGAGCCAGUGGGGUGGAGCUGCUGGCCCUGUUCAACCACCCAACUGACCGUGAGGGCCAACUGAAGUACUACACUGGGAAGGUACCGCUGAGGGUUCAACUCCGUGACGAGGGGGUCAAAGGGGUGGAGGCCAACUGGCUGGAUCACAUGACUCAGCACUUCAACAAUGGGGCCUCGCUCGUUGAUGGAUACUUCCACCUGGGCAACGACAACGAUUUGCAGCCUAAAUCGGUGGAAAGCGUCUUCAUCUUCCAGGAGGGGACGGAGGGCGGCGACCAGAGCGUGACCACCACGUACGACGCCAUCGUUGUGGAGCAGUGGACUGUCAUUGACGGCCUGCAGGUGAAGACAGACUAUGUUCCCCUGCUCCAGUCUCUUGCCAUGUACGGCUGGAGACUCACAUGUGUGCUGCCUACACCCAUCAUCAAGACCAACAGUGAUGGAAGUUUGGCCACCAAGCAGGUUGUUUUUCUUCAGAGACCUGUCCUUCCCCGCAAGAGGGGGGACUCCAAGAAACUGAUAUUCAAAAGCAAGGCCAACAAGAACUCUGUUAAAGACGUGUCAAAAAACAAGAAGAAGAAGAAGAAGAAAAACAAGCAAUCGGCAGCAGAGAAAGAUCUGGAAGAGUCCAAGGUUCUUGACGACGGGGGAAAGGUGGUCAAAGAGAGCAGGAACGUGAAGGAAAACAAGGGGAGCGAAGAGGAGACAGUGAAAGAGACGGAGGUAGAGGCUGUGUGUAAGGAGGUAGAGGCUGUGUGUAAGGAGGCGGAGGCUCCCUGUGAAGUGGAGGAAGAGGAAAAGGUUGAGGCAGAAACUGAGGAAGGGGUAGAAACCGGGAAGGAGAGAGAUGGAGCUGCAGGAAAAGAUGACAAGAGUGACAAAGAUGGGAGAGUGGAGGAGGGAGAAGGAGCAGGGGCAGAGACUGAGCAGGAAAGAUGGGGAGAGAGAGAAAAUGUGCUGGCAAUUGAUGAUGAAACCGAAACUACCAAGGGUUCGGAGGUGGAGGUGGAGACCAAAAAACAAGGGCAGAAAGAGGAGAAAGGGGGAGGAGCUGAAAUGGAAGUGAAGGAACAUGGGGUUGAGACUAAGGAAGAGACAAAUGGAGGGGAAGAGAAUGGAGAAACGGAGAAUGUUGCCAUGCAACAAGACCCACCUGACCAGGAAGAACAUGUAGUGCAGGAGGAGGUGCAAAAGGUAGUAAAGGAGGAUGGACAGGUCAAAUUGACCAAUCAAUGCCCUGAAGAGAGUCAAAGGUCUGAUGUGUAAACAUCUUCAGACAUCACACCUAAGGGUUCUCCUACCCAUCAUUCAAGUACCUACCAAACAUCAUAACCUGAGAUAGGGGCUCCACAAAGUCACCAUUGAACAGCCUAUAUUGCAGCACCAUCCUCCUACCAUGUAGUCACUCUAUCCUCUGCAGCAGACAUCUCUCCACAACGGACACAUCUCUCCACAACGGACACAUCUCUCCACAACGGACACAUCUCUACCACAGAUGGACACGCACCAGUCUCUCUAACAGCCUGAGACUGAUUCUAUACCUACACAUAGUGAAUGUACCAACUGAGAAUGAUGCGGAGGAGACUACGAGAGUCGCUGGAUAUAAUAGACAAGUUGAUGGGACCAAUGGAGCUUGGGUCUGAAGAAACCAUAGUGGUACAGUUACUGUAUGUCACAUGGUGUUAGAUGAGGAGAACUGGGAAAUGUAGUGGCUGUUGUUGCGACAGGCAAUCCAAUGCAAGGUGAAUGGAACUUUAUUUACUUUUAGCCCGUAAUGUAAAGUACUACAGAUGAUUCUGAUAAUCACUCUGAUUCUUAUGCUAGACAUGAUACAUUCACCUUGCAUUCCAUAUGUGUCAAUAUCCAAGCCAGGUAAAGUGUUUGAUAAUAGAGUAAAUCUCCAUUGAAUGUGUGUGGGCUGAGUGGAAGUGAAAUGUGAUGAGAACCAAACUUGGAAAUGUUGAGUCAACUUUGAGAGUUUAAACACGUUUGAUUUGAAUAGCUUUUCCAAUCAAUGGUCAUUAAAAAGUACUUAGUAAGGUUAUGGGCUGGGCCAUGACUGGAUGUUCAAGAUGGUAACGGAGCACAGAGGAAGUAGAAAAACCAAAAUGAUUGCGCGAAUCAUUUUUAAACGAUUGAGCUGUGUUCGAAUUGCCAUUUUUCAUUGACAUUGGCUUUAAUAUUUCACCUCAAGCUUUUAAAAGCCCCCCUUGACGGUGUCAUUUCUGACCAUAGCAAAAUCAUAAUGUAGUCUUUCAUGGUGUCAUGUUGCUUUCCAUUUGAAAGUGGUGCUGCAUCGAUGCUGUGUGGAGAAAUCAUUAACCGGCUAAUGGACUGUCAGUGGGGUGUCAGUCAAGUCAUACAUUUAUAAUGGGGGCCACUUAAGUGGCUAUUGACAGUGGAAAAUCUCACCUCGAAAAAUAACAAAUAGCACUUAAUCUGGAUUGUGAUUUUCAUAGCGAUUGAUUUUUCUUGUGCUGCAGUUGCUAAGCAAAAUCUGUGGAAACCUGUGUUUACAGAUGAAUAUAGGCUUGUCGUCGUUUUCUAAAUGUGGUAUUUUUCUGAAUAACCGACUUUUCAGAAAUGUUCAUCUCAAUGGAAGAUGUAUUGUAUAGAAUUCCAAACUGUGACCAGGAUAGCCUUAUUAUGAUACUGGGCCUAAAUCGUCAAGUCGAAAUGUCAGAAGUUUGACAAAUAUCAAGGUGGUUUCAGUGUAAUAGCCUGAGAGGGUUGCCACAAUCAGUGUUUGAAGGUAAUAUGAAGGUAAGUUCAGUGUUCUCUGUUUUAGAUUUGAACGGGAGGGGAGGUAAGGAAUUUAGCUUUACAAGGUGUUGUUGAUGGGGAAGUUUCUGUUUUUGAUUUGAAGUUAGGCUCAGUGUAUUCUGUCGUGCUAACGCUAGCUGAAGUGUGCUUUCUAAUGCUCAUACUGGACCUCGCUACCUCCUUAGGCAUAUUGGGGAUUUGUAGCUAUGGGGUCAUCAUUGCCAACUUUUUCCACCAUAUGGUCCAUGCUGUGGGGGUGAGGUCAUUACUAAUGGCCAAGUGGUCAGGGGUCAUGUUUGAACCAUGUUUGAUGGAUUUUCCACAGCUGCUACUUGUUCGAGUACAAAUCAGUUUCCCACUUGUCAAAUAGCAGACUUGAUAUGAAGUCAGGAUAUUUUUUUUAUUUUAUGAUAUUAUCUGUGGUAUUGUUUUCUCCAGCGACACUUCGCGUUAGGCUAUUAUGAGCUUUAAUAAGCACUUGUUUUAUUCAACAUAUUUUAUUUAGCUUUGCGGGUCACCGCUAGAGAGAUAAUGGAAAUUACUUGUCAGUUUUAAUAUUUGUGAGACUAGGACAACUAUGAAUAAGAAAUGGCAUUCUAAAACACCCCUCUGUGAUAAGUGAAGAGAUUACCUGGACUCUGAGACAGAUUUCCCCAUUGGGUUCUUAUCAUGUAAUUGUUUCUCUUUAGAUUUAAACUAAUCGCUUUCUGCCCGGAUAUAAGAUCAUGUAGGACUGUCAUAUUUCAUUAUUCAUACAUUGUUUAUUAUGUGUUCAUCAGUUCUGUUUUUCAUACCAAUUUGAGUCUUUUACAUUUUUUUUAUAUAUAUAUAUGUGAUCCUUGUUCCUUUGUAUAUUAUUUUACACUGAGACAAUACUGCCUGUUCAAGUACAAUGUACAUUAAAUUAUGGUAGGAAAGUGUGGAAAAAUACAGCCAGGGACUAUCAGGUGAUCUCAUGCCUUUACAUCAUUGUAUUUUAACACCUACAGCAUUCCGGUUGGACACCCAUUAACAUGGACAACUGUAACCUCCACAGAGUUGGGUCAAAUGACACCAGGUCCUGUAUCCGUUUGUAUUACCUGGGGGUCGUGAACUCCAUGCCCUCAUCCCUCGUGAUAAGAGAUGUUUAGUGAUUUGUACAUUUGCUCAGCUUUUACAUAAGUAGACUCUGGGGAGAGUGGGUAGACUACAUUUUUCCUGAUACUGAAAAGCAAGGAUAUGGAGAGAAAAGUGAAGCAGGAUCUGUCACUUCAUCAGUUAAAUUAUGCUGAAUGUUGUUUUACUUACCCUUCCGUGAUGAGGGAGACCUGUGACUAACGUAGACCAACCUCAGCCUUGUCUAGAACAAGCGCCUCCAACCCACUCAUGAAAAAAAGGUAAUCUACUAUUUCCUGUCUUUAUGUAACCAUAAUUGUCUCAAGCUCAGCAGUCAGUGGCAGUGCAAUUGUUCUUGAUAAUGCUGUGCAAAAUGUGUGUUCCAGGGUUCAUUUCCUGUGUGUUAUGAUGUGAAAUGAACAGAUUAGAAAUGACAGAAACAUGAUACAGUAGGAUGGCAAUCUCUUUAUGUUGUCACUUUAGCUUGCUCGUGGCCUCUGGAAUUGUAUUGUUAGGUUUCAUCUCCGAUGUUGCUGUUUUCAUCACCUGCGCUGCCAUUUUGAAUGUUGAGUGUCUUUGGUCAUCGGCUACCGACACGCACUGCAGUGUUUGUAAAAACAAAGGUAUUCUUUGUAUUCGAUUUUCAUGGAAAUGUCCACAUCCCUACUGUUCAUGACUGUACAAUUUGUAUAUUAUAAAAUUAUUUAUAUUUAAUGUG